CAAACGCAGAGUAUUUAACUCCGCAGUAGAAACAGAAAGCAAGGCCAGCUUAGUUGAAACCGAGGAGGCAGAAACUGAGUAAAACCUUUGAGAAACUGGUCUACGCAUUUGAGAAAUCUAAUAUUGGAUCGCUACCAGAUUUUGCAAUGGAAAGUCAUUGACCGUCAACUUGUAAACAACUGUAAGAUAUAAUUAGUAAACGCUUUAAGGUGAGGUAAAUUGUGAUUCUUUCCGAAGUUAGUACCGAUUCAUUGCUCAAUGGAUGAUAUAGUUCGAACAGCAGAAAAUGAUUCGCCUCCUGGGCGAACAGGACAUAUUGCUGCUGUACAUGAAAAAUGUAUGUAUGUGUGGGGAGGAUACAGAGAAAACCCGGGCGUUCUAACUAACACUUACUUCGGUGGUUGUGAAUUAUGGAUGUAUAAUGGCUUUUCAGAAAAGUGGUUGUUGAUAAGUUGUGUAAAUUCAGAUUUUCCACCGGGAAUGUCUGGAUCUGCAGCAGUAAUGAUUGAUGAAUACUUAUAUUUGUUUGGUGGUUAUGGGUACAAUGGUGAAGGUUGUACCAAUAGACUGUACAGACUUAAUCUUGAAACAUACGAUUGGGAACAUCUAAAUCCAACUGGACUAGCUCCAUCCCCUGUAGAUAAAAUGGUAGGAUGGCAGUAUAAAGGCAAAUUAUAUACCUUUGGUGGUUUUGGAAACCCUGACAGUGCUGCCGCUUAUGAUUUUCAGUUUGUUUUCUACCAUUUGCUUUGGAGAGGCUGGACAAACCAAUUUUUUGAGUAUGACCCACAAAAGAAUCAGUGGAACAGACCAGUAUGCACGGGAAACUUUCCUAGUGCUAGAGCUGCACAUGCUGCUGCUGUCAUGAAUGGAAAAGUUUAUAUUUUUGGAGGUCGACAUGACAGAUUCAGAUUGAAUGACAUGCACUGCUUAGACAUGGAGUCCAUGAAGUGGAGUGGCCCGUUACCUAUUGAAGGACCUAUACCUGAAGGUAGAUCAUGGCACAGCUUGACAGCUCUAACAGAGCGCUAUCUAAUUCUUUAUGGUGGUUUCAGUCAAAAUAAUGUAGCUUUAAGUGAUUGCUGGAGGUUUGAUACUACAAACCAUGUCUGGACCAUGAUUGAACUUCCUUUCAGAAAACCUCGUGUCUGGCACAGUGCUUGUCUAAAUAAUUAUAAUGAAGUUUUAAUAUAUGGUGGCUGUACAUCUAAUAUAUUAGACCUUGAAAGAACACCGGAGCAAGCUAGUGACAUCAUAGUAAUUGGAAUAACUCCCAAAUCACUUUUUAGAGCUGCUGAAAAACAGUGACUCAAUCGCAUUAAGAAUUAUGUGUUAAUGCAGUGCUGCCUAUGACCUUACUACACAAGCACUUUUGUAUACUGCCUAUCAGUAUUCAGAAGGUUCUUCGUGCGAGAUUUGCCCUGUAUGUGUCAAGUAAUUUAGAUGGUUCUUGAAAGAGGUUCAGACAACGAGUGUUUUAAAUUUGAAACCAAAACAAAAUUUUAAAAGAGAAAAGCAAAACUUUAAUGUGAUGAAAUGUUCUCAUGCAUUUCUGUCUUAUGUGUACAAAAAUCAUGUUAAAAUGUAAUUUUUGAAUUUUAUGCAAUAUAUACUUUUUAUAUAAAUGGUUAAAAUGUAUUGCAUAUAAUUGUAAAAUUAUAUUAACAAGAUUUUUAAAGGGUCAUAAAAUUCCUAACUGAUCAUAUUUAAAUCUUAAAAUAGUGAACAAGUUAUUUGUGGUCAUUUAUUUGACAGUGCUGUUUCAGUAUUAUUUCAGUAUCUGUCAUUAAGUAUGUUUAGCAUUUCAGAAUAAAUAUCUCAUUAUCAUUGUUAUAAUGUUGUAGGAAGUGAUUAAAAUUAACUGUGGGCUUUAUUUCUUAAAAUACUGAUGAUUCUAGACAUAAUAAUUCCAGUUAUGUGUAUAAUGCCAUAAUGCCAUCAGGUCCAUAAUGCUUUCCUGCUAUUCUGCAUAUUUAUGUUCAACUGUGGUAUUGUCAAAGUAUGUAACAAGAUUUUUUGCUUCAAAGAAUACAUUUUCAUUCUUCAGCCGUGAUGAGCUUUGUACUGUCUAGUUGUCAUGAUUUUUAGCUUAUAAGCCACUUCUUAUUCCUGAUAAUUAUAUGCGUUCACUAUUGUGUUGAAUAAUCCUAAUCAUAUCAAUGUAUCCUGAUGUAUGCCAAAAUUCAAUCUUGAUUAAAAUUAUUCAAUACAGUUGUAUGCUUCACUAUUGUGUUGAAUAAUCCUAAUCAUAUCAAUGUACCUGAUGUAUGCCAAAAUUCAAUCUUUAUUCUGCCUGCAAAAGCAAACUAAUUUAGAUGACCUUCUUAAUCUAUGUCCAUCUGUUUACGAAGGCUAUGCCUUGCUGCUAUUGCUGCAUCCCAUUUCUAGUUUUACUGGGAUGUAACCCACUGUUCAUUAUUUAGGUAAAGUGAACAUGUCCAAACCUCAGAACAUAACUUCCUAUUUUUUGUGCAGUCAGAUACAAUGUCAUAUUUAAAUUUAUAGAGUGUUUUUUACUAACAAUGAUUUAUGUAUUAUGUUUGAUUUGCUACUGUUUACACAAUGACUUAAGCUCCUUCAGAUUUCUUGAUUAAAAUCUUGCAUAAUUGUUUUAUUUGAGCCUUGUAAUAUCCAUUAAUGUACUUCUUUUGUACAAAUGGUAUAAGAAAUUUAUGUACGGAAUCUCUUAAUUCACUGCAGAAUGUAACAAAUAUCUUAACAUCUAGAUGUCAAAUAUUUAGAGAUUCUGUAAGAAAGCAUAUUUUUUUUCUUUUUUUUUGGGGGGGGGCAUAUAUUAAAAGUUAAAAAUGUGAAAUGUAUGCUUUGCUUGUUUCAUUAAAUCAUUACAUUAUCAUGUAUUUGAAUUUUUUUUAUUGUUGUUAUGAUUAUUAUUGACUUGGCAUUUACCAAAUGGUAUCACAUUGAGGUAAGUCUCAUUUGUAAUCUUGGAAGGUGAAUUUGCAUUGUUCAUUUUUCUCUUGGAUCUUAUCAUCAACAUUGAUAAAAUGAUUUUUGGCAUCAUAUUUCCACUUCUACCAGAACAUUGUGAAAGAUAGAAUUUGAACAUAUUAUGCAUUGCUUCGCUUUGUACAUUACUAACCUCUGGCUAGAACUUUGUGAAUUUUAUAUGAACUGAUAGAUUUUAAUUGCUCCAAUUCUUCUGUGCACACAAAAAUCCACCUUAAUCUCAAAUAUGGGCCUUUGGCAUGAGUGCAGACUUUGCUGACAACAUAUGGUCUGGGUGACCAAAAUAAAGGGCAUGCACAGAAUAACUUCCUGCAGAUGAAGAUUGCCAAUUUUUUUAAUUGCUUUGCAUCUUUUCAUUUCAAAUCAGUGCGAAUUUAAGAUUAAGUGAUUUCAUAUCAGUGCGAAUUUAAGUAAUGUUUAUUUUAAAAAAUUCGCAUAUAUCAUUGGUAUUACUUAAACACAAUACUUCACUGAAAAUCAUAUUAUUAGAAGAAUAGCCACUUGUAGGAUCGGCAGCCUGAAAUAGUUAUUAUAAAAAAGAAUAUAUAUAUAUAUACUAUGAUUUUAAUGAAUCUAGGUAGUGCAAUUUCAUCAGUCCUGUUAGUGAUUAACAAUAGAAGUGCAGAGUUAUAUUAAUUGCUUUUAACUUCCUCAGUUUAUUAAUCAAUAACAUGCAGAUUAAAUUUGAAGGAAAAAUUAAAUAUCUUGCAUUUUACCAAAUGGUAUCACAUUGAGGAAGGUUAAAAUCGCUUACUUUCUAGCAGUGGCAAUACUCUUUUUUAAAUUUCUGAACUUGUUAAGUUUGAAAGACAAAUAUCGUAAACUUUGCAAAACGGCCACUUUUUUCUUUUAAUUUCUGAGUUCUCUGAUUAAAUUAAAAAGUAAAUAUGUUAUGCUUUGCUGAGUUGCAAUAUAUUGCUUUUAAAUCACAGAGUUUGUUAAUCAAGAAGUUGCUGCAUUUACAUAAAAUAUGAAAUAAAUAAAACCUAAAAUUGCACUGUGAGGUGCACAUGCUCAUGUGGAUGGUUAUGUAUGUUUAAAAUUUGGUGGGUCCUGUUGCUGCUGUUUUAUAACAUGAGGAAUAUACAGCUUUUUUUGUUAUUUAAUAAUAGAGAUAUGUUGUUGAAUUUUAGGUAGAAAUAAGAUACAAACUUAAAUUUUUAACAAACUUGUUCUUGUCUAGAUUAAUAAUAAAAAUGCGGAUAAGGAACUGAAAGUUCAAAAGGAAAAUUUCAAUCAUUUUAUUAAAUGAACUAACAAAAAGUCUGCUGAAAGUAAAUGUAAGGUAUUAUUUUAUCCAAACUUGCAUUUGUUGUGAGCUUUUCUCUUUUUUAUACAUAUACGUAAAUGUAUAAAAGAUCUGUGUCUAUAGGUGUAUUUUGUAUCACUUUGGUUUUGCUAGAAACUUAAAAUUGAGACUUUUUAUUUUCAGAUAUUAUGUAUUUCAUCAGUUUUUAUUUUUGCUUAUUAUUCUCAUUUCAUCUGUUACUGUGUUACAAAUUAGACAUUUAUUUCUAAUAAAGUGUUUUACUUUA
Stegodyphus dumicola is the source of this 4502-nucleotide messenger RNA. RefSeq names its product kelch domain-containing protein 1-like. NCBI's taxonomy places the organism in Eukaryota, Metazoa, Arthropoda, Arachnida, Araneae, Eresidae. Gene Ontology annotation, molecular function: protein binding. The record is from RefSeq and is a predicted model, not a curated record.